AUGGCAGCUGCAAGCUUCCCUGACGCGGAGACCUGGCAUGUGGACACUCCGGUUGGCAAAAUCGAGGCAAAGCUCUCGGUUCCACUCGGUGAGAAAGCAACGGCGAUCGUGCUUUUAAUUCACGGGAUGUCCGCGCAACCAGAGAUUGUGUUCGAGUGGACGUUCCUCAUGGAGGUGAGGCCACUGCUCCAGCUUCAGGCGCUGCGCAACAUUUCGCUGUUUGCAGAAGUUACCGGACACAGAGGCAGUCCUGCCGAUGCUGUGGUAGCUCUCGAGGCCAUUGCCGGGUGGAUGCAAGAGACGGCAGGCCCUGUGCCACUUUUCGUCUAUGGCAAAAGCUGGGGUGGGGCACGGGCUGUGGAACUGUGUCAGCAGCUUCGUGAACAUGGGCGACCUCCUUCAGGAAUUUGCUUGGCUUGCCCUGUCCCGCCAGGAGAGGCCUUGCAAGGCCUUGGUAUACCUGCUCUGCUUGCAUGGGCCGAGGACGAUGCCGUGAUACCCUUCGCCGAGCAUGAGCUUUUGCUGCAGGCUUUGAGGUGUGAGGAUGCUCGCUCCAUCUUCGUGCCGGUGCAGGUUGGUGGUCAUCGAAUUGACAAGAUGGCAGAGUCAGACGAGCGCUUGGCCGCAAAGCUUGACGAGUGGCCAGAUUUAGUUUUAGGUCCCCUUGCGUCCUUGCGACGUUGA
Messenger RNA from Symbiodinium sp. CCMP2592, 684 nucleotides. The record is from the annotation of a GenBank genome assembly. Lineage: Eukaryota; Dinophyceae; Suessiales; Symbiodiniaceae.